Anopheles coustani is the source of this 2519-nucleotide messenger RNA. RefSeq lists its product as uncharacterized. The record is from RefSeq and is a predicted model, not a curated record. The coding region runs from base 16 to 2166 and encodes 716 amino acids. The transcript has 5 exons. Gene Ontology annotation, molecular function: protein binding. Gene Ontology annotation, biological process: regulation of transcription by RNA polymerase II. Gene Ontology annotation, cellular component: nucleus. Lineage: Eukaryota; Metazoa; Arthropoda; Insecta; Diptera; Culicidae.
CAAUUUUAGCGAAUAAUGAGUGCUGAAGAAAACGUUAGAAUUAAAAAGAAAAAUCGGUGGACCCAAGCCAUGCUGGAGCAUUUGAUUAAGCUCUGGGGCAAAUACUACCCAGAGCUGAAAACGAAUACUCGCGGACACGACAAGGUAUACGCCAAAAUUAUCGAGGAUUUAGCGAUGAUUGGUUGGACCGCGUCCAUGGAAGAUAUCCGUGGACGGUUCCACAAUUUAGCUGGGAAGUAUAGGAAGGAAGCAAUCGCUCAGUAUAUGACAGGCAGGCAAUCUCAGUGGCCAUAUUUCAGUAAGAUGGCUCAAUUUUAUGAGUACACAGUACCAGCAAACCAGCCCAGGCUGUACGACAUGUCCGAAUACCUUGAGCUGGAUUAUAUGAAUGAAGACACGCUGGACUUGGAGGAGAAUGAAAGAGUGCUUGUACAGGAAGGUGAACUAUCCGAUGAGGAACAUCUCGAAGAGCAGUUUGAAGAGGGAAGAUCGGAGAUUGAUGACUGGCCAUCGGAACAACUUGAAGACGAGAACAUGGCCGAUGAGCAGCUAGCUGAGGAGCCGCUUCCUGAGGUAUCACCCAUAGAAGUGAUAAAGGAACCAUCCGAACCAGACGUUGAUGUUGAACCGAGGGAAGAAUCACCGAGGGCCGAACGUUCCAGCACGCAUGAUGAAACGCAGCAUGUUGACAACAGGGAAAAAGAGGCAUCCGUGAAUGUUGAAGCUGAAUUACUUGCAUCAUCUCAGAAAGGGAAACUUUAUCAAUUGAAGAGCACUUAUCGCUACGAAACUAUCGAGGAUUUUCUACGUAUUUUAUACAGCAAUCAAUUAUACACCGACGUUUCAAUCAUUACCUGUCAUGAUGGUGAAAUAUUUACGAUACCGGCCCAUCGACUUGUUUUGGCCAAUUUUAGUCCGCAUUUUUCCAAUAUAUUUGAAAAACUGAAACCAGUCGCAACGGUCGGAACGAUAUCACUGGUUCUUCCACCGGAUAUUUCUCAUAAGGUCAUGCAAAUACUGUUGGAAUACAUGUACACUGGCUUUUCGCAUGUUCCGGAAGAGUUACUGGAUGAGGUGCUGCGGUGCGGAAUGCAGUUAAAAAUACGCGGAUUCUGGAGCGAAAAAACAGGAAAACUAGCCGUCAAACGACCAACAGGGAGCGACGAAGAAGGAACGAGCAAAAACCCAAAUGAACGAAGGGCUGCUCGUUCGCGGACCGAUAGUUUAUCUUCAGCAGUCCACGGAGGACCAAGUCUCUCCGGUAGACGAUCGUCUUGUGACCAAGCGGGAGAUGAAUUGGAUGCGCUAACCGAGGUGUCGUCGAACAUUGGCGAUGAUCUGUUGCGCUCAGAUGUAGAGGAUACCCGAAACAAUGACGAUGAUGAUGAUGAUGACGACAACGAUGACGAUAAUGAGCAUGAUCGUAGACAUCGUGGAAAAAAAUUGGUUGACGAUGACGACGAAGACGAUGAAGACGACGACGAAGACGACGAUGACGACGAUGACGAUGAUGACGAUGAUGACGAUGAUGACGACGAGGACGACGACGAAGAAGACGAGGACGAAGACGACGACAGCGACGACGAGGACGAUGACGACGCGAGACUGUUUGAAGAUCGGCAAAAGCACCAACAAAAGCAGGAGACUAAAAAUACACCUAAGACAAAGAUUCCCACGCAGGCCAUGGAUAUAGAAUCGUUAAAACGAGUGGAAAAUCUCGAUUGCAACGGAAAAGCCGAGCCCAAACUCGGUGAAUUUAGUAAACAAUUGAAACGAAACACAUCCGCCACCAACGCAACCGAAGAAAGGGUGCCUCCAAAACGUGGCCGGAGAGCUUCCGAAAAUGCGUUGGCCUCACAUUACCACCCUCCAACCUUACCUUCCUUCCCUCCAGACGGUGAAGGUAAAAACAGUAAGCCGAUCAAAUUGAAACGGCACAAUUCGUUGACCUGUAUGAUUUGCCGCGAACGAUUCGCGACCGCCGACGAGUGGAUAGGCCAUAUUGAAGACGUGCAUGCGAAAGAAGUUGGUGUGGUGGACAAAUUGUCCACAGACAAGCACAUAACGAUGCUACAGUGUGACCUGUGCCAGCAGUAUUUGGCCUCCGAGCAAGGCUGGUUGCGGCACGUGCUGCGGAAGCAUACAGAUGAAUACCCGGACUCCUAGCUGAACGAGAUGGGGGAAAGAGGAGGGCCGUUUGAAAAAAUUUCCUAAAGUCGACUGGACAGGCGGUAGCACUUACAAUCUGAGUGAGGAUCAAAUACGACGUUUUCACUAAGGGUUAGUAGAAUAAGUUAUUUUUAAUUCAAUAGAUUCAUAUAUAUUUUAUUUUCAUUGUAAAUCGUACAUUGUACAUGUUUAAGGAGGAGACUUUCCGACAUCAGGACAGAAGGUGCGUGUGUUUGGAUGCGAAUCAACCAACCACGUUGCUUUCUUUACAUGGUGCUCUAGCAAGACUCUAGACAAAACGUACAAAAGAUCGUUCGGAUAAAUAUAGAAGACAGCAAUGUUUUCACUGA